AUGGGAAGAAAUUUUUUUUUUUUUUUUUUUUCACACACCAUAAGAUUGUUUGAUAGCAUGGUAUUAGCGGGUAUUAAUCCCAGCGACUUGCAUGCAAAGGCAGGACUGUAA
Enterospora canceri is the source of this 111-nucleotide messenger RNA. NCBI's taxonomy places the organism in Eukaryota, Fungi, Microsporidia, Enterocytozoonidae. The record is from the annotation of a GenBank genome assembly.